AUGAAGACCUUCAUCAUUGCUCCAAUCCUGGCCAUGCUCGCCACCAGCGUCAUCGCCGACAACUGCAAGCAGGGAUUGAAGUACUGUGGUUCUUCGCUCCUGAAGAAGGGAGACUACAGGGAACAGAUUGAUCAGGCCUUAGCUGUCGCUGGUCACGCGUCUUGGGAUGGCACCAAUGUAUUGUUUGAUUGCCUCGGCGGUCCCAGCGGUGCUAUUAAGUUUAUCAAGGGCUGCGAAGGUGGCUGCAAGGAUAACGGCAAAAACAAGAACGACGCUUGCAAGUGA
Aaosphaeria arxii CBS 175.79 is the source of this 285-nucleotide messenger RNA. RefSeq lists its product as uncharacterized. NCBI's taxonomy places the organism in Eukaryota, Fungi, Ascomycota, Dothideomycetes, Pleosporales. The transcript has 3 exons. Bases 1 to 285 code for a protein of 94 amino acids. The record is from RefSeq and is a predicted model, not a curated record.